AUGACGAAAAAGUUGUCGUCCACUGAAAAAAAGAAACGCAAGGAAGACCGCGCCGCGGCCAAGGCGGCCCAAAAGGCCCCCGCGGAAGAAAGCGAGUCUGAGCCACCGCCCUCUCCUACACCCAAAGCGCGAGGCAAGGGCAAAGGCAAGGCCCAGGCUGGGCCUUCGACCGGAGACCCGGCAGCAGUGAGUGCCGCUGCGAAGAAGAGUAAAGGCAAGGGCAAAACGCAGGCGGCGGGGCCAUCCGCCGCAGAUGAUCCGAUCCUUGGAGAUCUUACUGCGACAUCGGGGGAUGACACGGCGAACACGCGGCCACCCGCCCCAGCGCGACAGGACGAGGCUGGGUCAAGCCGAGCGCCGAUCGCCAAGGCGAUGCGACCGAAACCCAAGCCGAAAAAGAAGGCGGCUGCCGCUCCUGCAGCCCCAGCGCCAGCGCCCGCGCCAGCUCCCGCUCAACCGCCGACGCCGCAGCAGCUACUGCCGUCUUCCAGCAUCCCAUCGACUCCGUCGGCCCCCACGCCAGCGCCGGCUGCAAGAGUCGGGAAAAGAAAAGCAGAAGUCGUGUCGGCCGAGCCGAACAAGAAGACCAAGCUCGACCCGCCUGCGACGGUCAAGAAACAGAUGGGGAUCGUCGUUGCGAUGUACGGGGCUCUGGGACAACUGCUGCUCCGGUGCAGUACCCUUUUUGACGACUAUGAAGAGGAGGACGGAUCGAUGGCGACGCCGGCAUUUGUCCUGGAGCUCAGGGAGAAGGGGGUGUAUCCACUUUGGGAUACGAACCCUCCUGCGGGCUCGGAGUUCACGCCGGAGGAACACGCGAACAUGCGUGCGGAGCUGAUCGGUGUGGAUCGGGACAUCAUCACUUGGGUUCACAAGACCGCCCGAGGGUUCGACUGGUCGCAAGCACCGGAGUUCGAACGCCUGAUGAUCAAGGCGUCGAAGGAAAACUGGGACUUGACGCAUUCGGCACGGUUUACGGAACUGGUGAAGAAAUCGGAAGUAGGUGAUCCUCUUGAACUGUUCAUGUCGGAUGCGUUUCAGAUGCAAGACGCGGCCAACGCCAGGGUUCCUCCCGGACAACACCACUACGGCCGGGUCAAGCAGGACAUCCUGAUCGACCUGUACCGCUCGUCGAUCAGCUCGAGUUGGAUGUCGGGGAACGCCGAGCUUUUGUUUUCAAUGCUCUUCGACCGUCAAACCGACGCGCUCAAGGCCCGAGCGAGUCGAGCAUUGAAGAAGGCGCACGAACGCUGGGAUGACUUCUUCGCGUUCUUUCCUAAGAAGCCGGCGGGUGAAGUCUUGGUGGGGGCGGACAUCGCGGCCGCGAAGUUGAGCAGUGCGGGAAAGGCCGCAGUGGCGUUCCUGAGAGGAAUGGGAAUGGUCCCCGUCGAAGACAGGGAUCGAUUCAAACUUCGCGAGAUCGACGUCACCACGAAGGCGCAAUUGGCCCAACACCUGGCGGGUUUCCUGCCCGAAGUCAAGACAAAGAAGGUGUCCGAUGAGAACGCGAAAGCGGCUUGGGGUUGGAAGACGGAGGUGGCGGGGCGUACGCUGGGAUACUUGAGCGUAGUGGCUGAGUUCAAGGGUCACGAAUCAUUGGAACCGGCCGAAGAGAUGGCCCGCCUUGCAUACUUGCGCGGAAGGGCCGGCGCGACCGCCUGGGGCGUUGACCCCGAAAUGGUCAGGAACCUGGACCCCGCUGUGUUCGACGAGAUUGCUGGUUCGAUCUGGGACGCCUCCCAAGAAGUCGCCGUCGACCACAGCAACGCCGCAGCGACCACUUUGUUCUCUGGUGAACUGGACGCCACCGCUGCGCUGAUGGCGGGAUUUGACAACGGCGCCCACGCGAAGUUCCAGGACUGGAAUGUGGACCAGUUGAUCGCGUACUGUGGCGGCUGGCCUUAUUUUCUCCGAAAGCACUGGGCGCGCGACCCCCGCCAAUACCAGCUUGGCACGGGCGAUGUCGAAAUCCCCGGGAUCACCACCGUCCUCGUGCCUCAUUGGCAUCAAGCGGUCAUGUGGGCCGGAUUCAGCCGGGUCUUGGCACAACCGGCGCCAGAGAAAACGGAGGCGCCGACGGAGGCGCGGAAUUCGAGUACCACCGCGCCUGACGCAGAUACGGGUGGUCGCAAACUGAGAUCCAUCAACGGCAAACAAUCUGUGCCCAUAGGGCCGUCCCUGGUCGUCGUACCGAACAGCUUGGUACAGCAGUGGGUUACUAGUUGCCAGUCGCACUUUAACGAGCAAGUGCGCGUGAUCGCGAUGCCCACGGCCCAGCGGAUGUGGAAAGACGCAAUGGCCAAGAUCCCCAAGGAGGGGAACACGACCGUUGUGGUGAUUAGCUACACGACUCUUCGCGGAAUGCAUGAUCUUAUUUCCCGCCCUUCACGGCUGCCGUUCCAGAACGGGGAGCCCCUGCGCUCGACAGUGUACUCGCGGUUCUGGACAACGGUUGUCUUGGACGAAUCGCACUCGGCCCGCAAGACCGGUAGGGUCUUCAGUGCCUGUCAGGCGCUGCUGCUAGUCGCGUUCAUCAAGCUGCUGAUGACGGGAACCCCCGUCAUCGAAAGCCCCAGGGACGUCUUCAAUCAACUACGGCUUCUCCGCCCGAGCACGGGGCCCCAACACAUCCUGGAUCGAUGCGAGCGCCUUUUGGCCGGGUCGGCGCGUCUCCAAGCCCGCGAACGCCUCAAAAACCAACAGAGCCGCCUUGAACUGCAACAGUCAGCGUUGACCGCAGGCGUCGAAGGCCUGAAGCACAACGCGGACAUGGGCGCGAGCAUGGCGGCCCUCAAGCACGUCAUGUCCCUUCAGCGAAACUUGUUGGGCAAUCACGUCCUCGUGCGAGACAUGGCAUCCCUGCGCACAAUCAAGAAAACCGUGGGUGUCGGACUCCCAGAGCUGGAGCAGCUCACCAUUGUCACUCCCUCGCAUGCUGACGAGAUCGAGUGGGGCGACAAAGUGCUCAUUCAACAAGGGACCGCCGCCGUAUCGCUGAAAGGGGCCGGGGAAGGGAAGCAGUCGUUUUACCUCGAAGCUCGGAAAGUGACUUCGUUUGCCGAGGCCGCGGUGGGGAGAGUGGUGGAGACGUCCGGUGUCAACGCGUUCUGGAACAAGGAGGACGCCCGCUUCUCUAAGGUCACGGCCAUUGCGUUGCUCCUGGAACGAAUCCUGGAUUCCGGUGCCCAGUCCGUCGUGGGCACUCUGGCUCUCAAGCGCGACGUUGUACGCAUGCAGGAAUUAGGAUUCCCACCCGCCGAUCACCCUCAAGCCGCCCAAUUCCUCGGCACUCUGAGUCAGGCGCAGCGCUCGAAACCGGUCACCGAAAAGGUGAUCAUCUUCACGUAUUUCGCCAUGUACAUGGAGUACGUGCAGGUUUUCCUCGAGCACGUCGGGUUCCGAGUCCUGGCUAUCAACGGCUCGGUCACCAAGACGGUCAAAGCCAGACAAGCCGUGAUUGACCGUUUUCGGGAUGGGGACUAUCACGUUCUAGUGGUAUUGGCCCCGAAAUAA
Mycena citricolor is the source of this 3513-nucleotide messenger RNA. NCBI's taxonomy places the organism in Eukaryota, Fungi, Basidiomycota, Agaricomycetes, Agaricales, Mycenaceae. The record is from the annotation of a GenBank genome assembly.